AUGACUAAAGAGUACACUGUCUCGGCGACUGAUGCCAAGCCAGGAACUGAAGGAGGUGGUCAUACAUCGCUUGCUUUCCCGCUUGUUAACAUAACAAACAGUCUAGACAACAACAACAAGCUGUACCAAGAGCUAGGCCUCCAAGAAGACCACUUGUUGUUCCCCCAGAAGGCCGGUUUCCGUAGUAGCCUUGAGGAGGUGGGUAUUGGCCUUGAGGGUACUGGCCUUGAGGGUAUUGGGGGUAUUGAGAGUAUUGAGGAUAUUGGCCUUGCAGAUAUUGGCCUGGUGGGUAUUGUCCCUGACCAGGAUAAGGGCCUUGUUGCUGGUUAUAAUAGCCCAUUUGCGGGCCAGGCUGAUAAUAUGCCUGUUGACCUUGCGGCCCCUGGAUGCCUUCCUGAUAGUUACUUGACUGGCCGCCUUGUUGGUAACCUCCAUAUCCUCCAUGCUACUGCGAAUCGCCAGAACAACGAGAGAAACCAGGUCAAAAAAGAAUGA
Trichoderma virens Gv29-8 is the source of this 495-nucleotide messenger RNA. RefSeq lists its product as uncharacterized. The transcript is spliced from 2 exons. NCBI's taxonomy places the organism in Eukaryota, Fungi, Ascomycota, Sordariomycetes, Hypocreales, Hypocreaceae. Bases 1 to 495 code for a protein of 164 amino acids. The record is from RefSeq and is a predicted model, not a curated record.